CACCUCGGGGACAGGAAGAGGCGAGCAGGAGGGCGAGCGACGCAAACUACGACCCGGUACAGAUGGACAUGAGUGAGGUAUGGCGAUAGCGCACGCCGUUGAUCCUUAAUUCUUAGCUGUUAAGUACGAAACAUUCGGACAAUGCCUAAGAAGAUGCCGCGGUGACUUUACGGGUGCUGUAUGUACAUGCAGAGCAUCUUAGGCCUGAUACGUAAUGGGGAUAGUGUCCGGUUUUGCAAGGUCAUGUCGUCGAAACGAUCAAUUAACGCCGCCCGCGGCGAGCGGGCGCAAUGCGCGAGAUCGCGGCAAGCGAUGCUCGUGCAUUGACGAUUUCUUGAUCGGAUCGUGAUAUUCGGUACAAGCUGCAGUAUCCGUUAUCUAGCGAAAGCGAUCCGGCUCGUAGUUUACGCGCACAAUGCGAAUAAGACAGGACCUUGAAACCCUAGCGAACGCAGGGAUAAUCAGGCUAUCAUUCACAUUUAUUAAAAUUUAAAUGAUAAGUAAAUGGGAAUAGUGCCAUUUCGUGAGACAAUAUUAACACGUAGCUCUGUUGGUAAUACAUGAUACAAUAUCUACGCAUCUCGGCAAGGUCUAUGCUGUGUGAGGGUCUUUCAAGACUACCCCCAAGUCCUAGUCAGAAGACAGAGGAGAGCAACAACAAUAAUUCGUCCAGGGAGUCCAGUAGCGAACGCGCCCACAGUCCUGCACAGGCCCAGUCUACCUUUGGCUCGAGAACAGAAUCCUCCCGAGCUUUGCCUUCUCCAUCAGACCAGAGGCGAGCUGAUCAUGAGAAUCAUGCGAGUUCGAAAGACGAUCACAGGCGGGGAGAUCGUAGCGAUCGGAGUCGGCACUCGUCCGACAAGAGUCGCCGGUAUGACGAUCGAAGGCAACGUGACAGCAGCAGUAGCCACAGAGACCGAAGCAGAGAUCGGCGGGGUCGGGAUGACGACAAGCGUAAGGCGUCCGUCGGGUCGUCCAAGGAUGAGAAGAGCGACGACAGAGAGAGGAGCGACAAGGAUCAUCAUUACAGGGACGACCGGAGGGAUCGUAAUCGCGACAGGAACGACAGGGACCGACGCAGAGACCGCAGCGAUCGCGGUGAACGGGACCGGCGGCACUCGAGGGACGACCGGUCCAAGGACCGAUAUCGGGACGAGCGCUCGGGCUACCACAAGGAGAGGGAUCGCACGCGAUCGAGAUCGCGAUCGAGGGACCGCGCGCUACCGCUACCGUUCAGGACGAUGAGUUACCGAGAGGAAAAAGGACGGAACAAGCUGGCUCAGCUUGAGAAACUGGGUAUAGAGUUGAAGCCGCCGGAGGGCGGCGACAUCAUGACGCCCGGUAACUUCCAGGGCGAACAAAAUUACUACAAUCCGUUGGCGACGGCGACGCAGGGCAAGUACGCGGAACAGAUCCAAAAGAGGAAGCUUCUGUGGGCGAAUAAGUCCAAGCCGGACGACGGUAAUAGCACGUCGACCGCGGCUUCCACCGCCAACACAUGGAUGGGAACGACCUUCACGCACGAUCAGGAUGGGAAGGUGUCGGCCAAGUUCAAGCGACUGAUGGGUAUUAAGGGUGAUAUGCCUAGCGCGCCGGCGGUAGGGGCCAAGCCGGAUAUUCUGAAAAAGCAGGAAGAGAUGUUCAACAAUAUGGAGCAACAAUACGAAGUAGCGCGUGCUACCACACACACGCAACGUGGCGUAGGACUGGGCUACGCGACUGGUGGCUAUCAAUUUCCACGAUAAAACGCGCCUCAAUUUGGCGCCCAUUGUUUAAUUACAUUUAAUAUUAGUAGUUACAUUUAAUACUGAUACGCAAAUAGAGUUACGUUCACCAGUUCAGCGACCUUACGUCAUUUCGGUUAUUUCAAACCGAAUUGUAUGAUUUCCAGGGUUGGGAAGUGACUCGUUACUUGUAACGAAGUUACAGUUACAGUUACUUCUUUUUGGUAACUC
Messenger RNA from Vollenhovia emeryi, 1955 nucleotides. RefSeq names its product arginine/serine-rich coiled-coil protein 2. NCBI's taxonomy places the organism in Eukaryota, Metazoa, Arthropoda, Insecta, Hymenoptera, Formicidae. The transcript is spliced from 4 exons. The coding region runs from base 561 to 1745 and encodes 394 amino acids. The record is from RefSeq and is a predicted model, not a curated record.